AUGCAAUUCACUACCGCAACUCUUCUCGCUCUCCUGGGUGCUGCCUCCGCCCAAAAGGUCCAUGUGGUCUCGGUUGGCUCUCCGAACGGCACUGUCGCUUUCUUCCCCGAAAGCGUCAAGGCAGAUGUCGGCGACAUGAUUCAGUUCCAAUUCCGAGGAGGAAACCACAGCGUGGUCCAGUCCAACUUCGACAACCCUUGCACGCCUCUCGCUCAGUCCACCUCCAACCAGACUGGCAUCUUCUCUGGUUACCAACCCGUCGCAGCUGGCCAGUCCAGCGGCAUGAUCCCUACCUACACCAUGAUGGUCUCUGUCAAGACUCCCCAGUGGUUCUACUGCUCCCAAGGCAAGCACUGCCAAAGCGGAAUGGUCUUGGUAGUUAACGAGAACACCGCUGCCAACUCAUCCCGAAGCCUGUCAGCUUUCAAGGGCCUUGCCGCUAAGGCUACUGCCAACAUCGCCCCCGGCGCUGUUACCGGUGGUACUGCCGGCAACAGCACUACUGGUGGCUCUACCGGUGGCUCUACCGGGACUGGCUCAGGAUCUGGGUCCGGUUCUGGGUCUGGGUCGAGCUCCGGCUCUACCUCAACCACUGCCUCCGGCUCCAGCCCUACCUCGAGCACCCCUGCCUCUGGUGCCUCGGACAGCGCGAUCCCGACUGCUGCCGCAAGCAUGGUCGGCGCCUCCAGCUCGAUGGGGCUUUUGGGUGUUGUCGCUGCCCUACUAUUCCUAUGA
This is a messenger RNA of Hypoxylon fragiforme, 735 nucleotides long. RefSeq lists its product as uncharacterized. The transcript is spliced from 2 exons. The record is from RefSeq and is a predicted model, not a curated record. NCBI's taxonomy places the organism in Eukaryota, Fungi, Ascomycota, Sordariomycetes, Xylariales, Hypoxylaceae. The coding region runs from base 1 to 735 and encodes 244 amino acids.